Molecule: messenger RNA, 876 nt
Organism: Danaus chrysippus (African queen)
Lineage: Eukaryota; Metazoa; Arthropoda; Insecta; Lepidoptera; Nymphalidae
Source: the annotation of a GenBank genome assembly
AUGCAACUUGGUGUGGUGUUUGGAUUCUUUUACUUUGUACAAGAAACUGGCUUUAAUUUUGUAGUAACGUCUUACGUCCCUGGAAUAGUUCCGUACAUAACCAGCGUUAAAAUCAACGAUGAAGAAUAUUGUUUAUAUCCAAAUGUGGGGUUCUUAAAUCAAUAUGUUGUUGAAACGUUAUUAAACGACGAGGAACAGAACUGUGGCCGGCGUCAAGUGAGAGGCACACAGUUGAUGGUUAAUGGCGCUAACACUAAACCCGGGGACUGGCCAUGGCACGUGGCUAUUUAUAAACGACAAAAAAACAUUAUUAAGUAUAUCUGUGGAGGCACUCUUGUAUCUAAGAAUUUUGUAUUAACAGCUGCUCACUAUGCGUCAGUGAGGGGUUCUGCCUUAUUGCCAGACGUAAUAAGUGUUGUCCUUGGGAAGUACCAUUUAUUUGGAGGUGAUUUUGGGUCUGAAGAAAAGGAGGUUGUAGGAUGGGGUAAAGAUAACAGUGGAACUCUAACGCGUACACUUAAACAAGCUAACAUGCCUAUAGUUUCAGAUAGCGACUGUAUCAAAAGUAAUCCUUUGUUUUAUGCUAACAUUUUGAAUGGAAAUAAAUUUUGCGCGGGAUUUCACAAUGGAACAUCAGCUUGCAACGGUGACAGUGGUGGAGCACUUGUGGUGUUUGUACCAGAUACGGCUGAGGAUAGCGAUCCAAGAGCCGAAGGAACCUGGCAUGUUAAAGGCAUUGUAUCAAUGACACUAUCUCAAAAAGAUGUACCGAUAUGUGAUCCGGAACAGUACGUAGUGUUUACAGACGUUGAGAAAUACAGAGCGUGGAUAAAAAGCUACAUCAAAGAAAAAGAAAAGGAAGAUAUUGAUCAAUAA